AUGGCACAGGCGAUGUUGAAGCCUUCUCUAAAAGGAGAGCUUGAGGUGGAUGUUAAGAUCAAAGCUCCAGCGAAGAAAUUCUAUAACAUGUUCGCGGUAACACCACAAGCUGUGUCUAAAGCCACUCCUGAAAACAUCCAGCGAUGUGAUGUGCAUGAGGGAAAGAUGGGCAGAGUUGGCACUCUCCUCACCUGGAACUAUGUUCAAGAUGGGAAGCCAGUGGUGGCCACCGAGAGGGUCGAGGCAGUGGAUCCGAUGAAGAAUAUGAUUAAGCUCAGAGUGAUAGAGGGAGAUCUGCUGAAAGAGUUCAAGAGCUUCCUAAUCACGAUCCAAGUGACGGAGAAGAAAGGAGGACAUGGAGGUGUGGCGAAAUAUAAGGCAGAAUAUGAGAGGACUGAUGAGAACGUGGCUCACCCGGAGAGUCUGGUCCGAAUGUGUGCCAAAAUGUUCAAAGAUAUUGACGAAAUGCUCUUGUCUAACGAAUAG
This is a messenger RNA of Microthlaspi erraticum, 486 nucleotides long. The record is from the annotation of a GenBank genome assembly. NCBI's taxonomy places the organism in Eukaryota, Viridiplantae, Streptophyta, Magnoliopsida, Brassicales, Brassicaceae.